ACAUUUCUCUCCUUGCCUCGGAUGUUUCCACGAAACUGAACCCACCUUGACAGGUUUUAUUCCUUUCUUAGGAAGGCUCUAUUUUCUUAUAAGUGACCGACAAAACUGAACACAUAAGGUGGGUUCAAUUUCCUGGAAUUUUCUUUCUUGGUCCAUGUUAGUAAACAGAACACAUAAUGAUAAUGUGAACAAGAUAAAAAAUGUCCGAAAUUUGCAGACUUAUUAUAUUUCAAUCUAAUGCCUCUCUUCCUUAGAAAAUACAUGCUGAUCUUCCACGAUUUUUCAUAGACUAAUUAUUCCACACAAUAAACAAAAGUGAAAGUGCAAGAGACUUUACCUGGUUUUGUCUCAGCCAGUUGUAGAAAGAAACGACUGUCGACGAAACUGAACCCAUCUUAUUCUUCUUACAGUCCUGGGACAAUAAUUUUCUUUCCCUGAUUUUUUCCCUUGCAUGUUUCGAGGAAACAACAGAAACUCCUUUUCUUCAUUUUACACAUCAGCUCUUGCCUAAUUUGUAAACGUUUUCUUCACUAUACUUUUCUUCGACGUUUGCAGGAAAAGAUUAAACUCGCCUAGAGUAUGAUCUAUUUAAUUCACUUUCCCCUUCUUCUUCCCCAAAGCCUCAUAUUUCAUUACCCAUAUCGCACUCAAAUCCUAUGAGCUCUGCUCCUCCUCUUCUAGUUUUUAAAACGGGUUGUUACCAUUUUAACUAUAACAAAUGGCGUCUUCCUCAUCAUCUCAGAAGCAAAAUCGAGAAUUAAAUGCUUUCUCUGGAAUUGAACCUGCUGGCAAAAGAAGGAUGGUUUCUGAAUCUUCGAGAUUGUUUGAUGUAUUCAUAAAUCACAGAGGCCCCGAUGUCAAACAAACUUUGGCGACUGAGCUUUAUGAAUCUCUUGGGCAAAAGGGAAUACAGGCGUUUCUUGAUUCUCAAGAGAAGGAACUUGGAAACUCGUUUCCUUCCACUAUUGAGACAGCUAUCCGCUAUGCUAAGGUGCACAUAGCCAUCUUUUCCAAAAGAUAUGCAGAGUCCCCUUGGUGCCUGGCUGAGCUGCUUCUUAUGUUAGAAACUAAGGCCAAAAUUAUUCCUGUGUUUUAUGAACUCGAGCCAUGGGAACUCCGCCGCAUUGAAAAGGGAAUAUAUGCUGAUGCAUUCAAGAAAUAUGAGGAAAAGGGCAGGUACCUCGAAAAGCUCAACGAGUGGAAGGAAGCCCUUCAAACUCUUUCAUUUAUUGCUGGAGUAGAAUUUCACAGUUUCAAAGACUACAAAAUCAUAGUAGCAGCAGUAGAAGAGGAAGUAAAAAGGAAAAAAUGUUUACAUGUGGCAAAAUAUCCAGUAGGGCUUAACGAUCUUGUUCAAGAUUUUGAAAGAAGAUGUCUUGAUGAACUUGUUCAAGAUUUUGAAAACCAGUGUGGCCUCGAAAAAAGGAAAGAUAAGCCUAACAUUGUUGGCAUUUUUGGCAUGGGUGGUGUCGGGAAGACAACUCUGACCAAAGAGUUGUUUAACCGAAAGCGUUCAGAUUAUUCUAGAUCAUGUUUUUUGUUUGAUGUGCGCGAAGCCUCUGUGAGAAGUGAACUACCUCUUUUGCAACGCCAGCUUCUCAAAGAUCUAUUCGAUCACAAAGAUCCGAGUUUGAGUUUUCGAAACAAAGAAGAAGGAAAAAGCGGUCUGAAUGAUCAUUUACAAAGAAGCCACUCUUUAAACUUCCUAAUAGUUGUAGAUGACAUCGAUCAUGUGGAGCAGUUAGAUGCUCUACUGAUCAUGGAUAUCUUAAAUAAAUCAAAUAACAGUCUGAUUAUUGUCACAACCCGUGACAUUGGUGUGGUUAUAAAUGCAGGGAUUACCGUCGGUUAUCCUUUAAAAGGAAUGGACAGAAAUCACGGUUGGGAACUCUUUUGCUGGCAUGCAUUUGACCAACCCCUUCCACAUUCUGGGUACGAGGGAUUGAUUGACCAAUUCGUAGAUGUGUGUAGAGGGUUACCUCUUUCUCUUCAGGUUCUGGGCCGGCUUGUUCGUGGUAGACCUCACGAAUAUUGGGAGUUAACAUUGAUUAAAACUAGAGAGAUGCUGCCUCGAGAUGUAAAGCAAAGUUUGAGAAUAAGUUUUGACGCAUUGGAGGAUGAAGAAAAACAAGUUUUCAUGGACAUUGCUUGUUUUUUUUGUGGGCAAAAAAGAACGUAUGGCCGAGAGAAUAUUGGAGGGAUCAGGAUGGAACGCUAAAAAUGCACUGCAAACACUAAAAGAUAAAUGCCUUAUAGAAGGAAUCGAUAUGUUUGGAGGCAUUGGAUUGAGAAUGCAUGACCACUUGAGAGACUUGGGAAGAGAAAUGGCACUUGAGCUCAGCUCUCCUAAACGCCUGUGGCAUCCUCGAGAUUUGGAAUCUUUGCAAUUUACGGGUUUGAAAACUAUCCUCGCCAAAAUCAAUGCCAGGUGUUUCCAUUCCAUUCAUGACAAUUCCUUGGGCUGUCGAGUUACAUUCUUUUUAGGCCAGUCAGAUAGUUGUGUUGAGAUGUCAGCUUCCUUACUAUGGCUAAAGCUGGAUGGACCCUCCUUUGGGGCAAUCGAAAGUCAAGCAAGCUUCCCUUCAUGGAUUCCUCUUCAAAAUUUGCAGUGUUUGAAAAUCUGGGAUAGAGAAUUCAAAACAUUGUUCGAGAAUCGCAUACAGUUGCAGGGAUUUGCAAAGAUUAGGAGGAUCAGGUGAUCUUAUCAAACUUCGAGAGCUGUUUAUUAGUGAGUGUCCCAAGCUUGAGCAGUUGUUGCCAAGUCUCUUCGGAAUGAGCUGCGUGGAGAAGACUAAGAUUCACUCUUGUGAGAAGGUACAGAACUUUAUGCUACAACCAACACUUACAGAGCUGUUAAUUACUGAGUGUCCUGAGCUUGACGAGUUGCCAAGUCUCUCCAGACUUAGCUGCAUCAAGGAGAUUGGGAUUGACUCUUGCGAAAAGCUGGAGAAAAUAUCAGGUAUUGAAGAGCGUCCAUUACUAUGGAUACUACUUGGCAGCAAUGCAGUUAUACGGAAUUGCAUUCAUAAGUUGAAGGAUGGUCUAUAUUCUCGUAAAUAACGUUUCAAGUGACCUGUAAUUGAAACGAAUUUACUGUGGAUGAACUGAGAGUCUUUUGUGUUUUAUUUCAGAGUGUCCCGAGGAAACUGAAUAUGAUUGGAAGAGCAGUGGAUGGAACAGAGUCAAGUUUAAGCAAAUUUCUGUUUUAUGACGCUCAUAUUGGCCCCGAUGCACUUACAGAGAUUGUUACGCAAAACAGAGGUGAUGUGGACAUUUAUAAGUGGUGCAAAAAAUGGAAUGAGACGAGGGAUGAGACGAGGGCAGCUGUUAUUGUAUGCUUUGUG
This is a messenger RNA of Cryptomeria japonica (Japanese cedar), 3344 nucleotides long. Its product is annotated as disease resistance protein Roq1. The transcript has 5 exons. Lineage: Eukaryota; Viridiplantae; Streptophyta; Pinopsida; Cupressales; Cupressaceae. The record is from RefSeq and is a predicted model, not a curated record. Gene Ontology annotation, molecular function: ADP binding. Gene Ontology annotation, biological process: defense response; signal transduction. Bases 719 to 2218 code for a protein of 499 amino acids.